ACCUCUGGUGCCUGUUCACCAGACACCCGAUCUUGCAGGACCGUCAUUAAAACCUUCCUCCGGCUUUUCUCUUGGUCUCCGUGUCCACUUACUGAAUUUGCACCAGUGAGUGUGUUUCUCACAAUUUGGGGGCUGGUCCGCGAUCCUCUUGCCUGUGCGAGGUGGGGGCCCAAGCGGAGCGGGAAGACACGUCCCCCGGCUUUGGGCGGCCCGCUCUGCCUGGGCGUCUCACCUUCGCACGGUGGCUGAGGGGAGACCCGAGACUGUCGUGCGGAGACAGCGUCAACGACGCAGGGGAGAAAACGCUGGCACCACGGCAACCAGGCAACCUCGUGCACGAGCCAAGGUAGCUCAAACAGAGGCUGAAGAAAGAACGAGGUCUCCUGUGCAGUUCCGACGUGAGCAGCCUCACUAACCGGAACGACCGACGGAUCCGCGGCUCCACCGGCUUCUUUGUGCCGAUACACACAUCCCGUUCCUCUCGGGGACCGCCUAGGUCCGGGGAAGGAUUUUGCGGAAGUACCGGGAACUGUUUGUAAGGUUCCGGCUGCCCGGCAGCUGAGAGCUUCUUCGGCUCCGUAAGCGCCCAUUUCUCCUGCAGUUUCGGAGAAGAAGCGGCAGUGAUGGCUCCGGUGUCUGGUUCGCGCAGCCCGGAGCGGGAGGCCUCGGGCUUCGGGGGGAAACGUCGCAGUUCGUUGAGGAGCCCCAAGGCCAGUAAAGCAGCCCGGUCCCCGCGGGGCCGCCGCUCGCGCUCGCGUUCUUGCUCUCGGUCGGGAGACCGGAAUGGCCUCCGCCAAGGCUCCCGAAACCAGUCCUAUCGCUCCCGCUCGCGGUCACGCUCUCGAGAGCAGCCCUCUGCGCCACGGGGCACCCCCUUCGCCUCUGCCUCCUCGUCCGCCUAUUACAGCAGCUACUCGCGCCCCUGCGGGGGCGACAAGCCGUGGCCUGCUAGGGAGGAGAGCCUGCGGCAGAAGAGAUUAAGUGAGAGAGAGAGGAUUGGAGAAUUGGGAGCUCCUGAAGUAUGGGGACUUUCUCCAAAGAAUCCAGAACCAGACUCUGAUGAAUAUACACCAGUAGAGGAUGAAGAGCCAAAGAAAAGUACCACUUCAUCUUCUACCUCAGAAGAAGAAAAGAAGAAAUCAUCUAGUCAUUCAAAAGAAAGGUCCAAGAAAAGGAGAAAGAAAAACUCAUCUAAAAGAAAACACAAGAAGUACUCUGACGAUAGUGACAGUGACUCUGAUUCUGAAACAGACUCCAGUGAUGAAGAUGCAAAAAAGAGGGCAAAGAAAGUCAAGAAAAAGGGAAAGAAGAAACGCAAAUCGAAGAAAUACAAGAAAAAGAAAUCAAAGAAGAGCAGAAAAGAUUCCAGUGAUUCAAGCUCUAAAGAUUCUCAAGAAGAGUUUCUGGAGUAUCCCUGGAAGGACCGAUCAAAGCCUGGAGAACCCUCAGAUUUAAUUGGCCCAGAGGCUCCAAAAACACUUGCCUCCCAAGAUGAUAAACCUCUGAACUAUGGCCAUGCCCUACUACCUGGUGAAGGUGCAGCUAUGGCUGAAUAUGUGAAAGCUGGAAAACGUAUCCCACGAAGAGGUGAAAUUGGCUUGACAAGUGAAGAAAUUGCAUCAUUUGAGUGCUUGGGCUAUGUAAUGAGUGGUAGCAGGCAUCGCCGAAUGGAGGCUGUGCGACUGCGGAAAGAAAACCAGAUCUAUAGUGCUGAUGAGAAGAGAGCCCUGGCAUCCUUUAACCAAGAAGAGAGGCGAAAGAGAGAAAACAAGAUUCUGGCCAGUUUUCGAGAGAUGGUAUACAGAAAAACUAAAGGGAAAGAUAACAAAUAAGGAUUUUCUAAUUGUUCAGCAGACAUUUUUAAUAACAA
Manis javanica (Malayan pangolin) is the source of this 1870-nucleotide messenger RNA. RefSeq names its product NF-kappa-B-activating protein. Lineage: Eukaryota; Metazoa; Chordata; Mammalia; Pholidota; Manidae. Gene Ontology annotation, molecular function: chromatin binding. Gene Ontology annotation, biological process: negative regulation of DNA-templated transcription. The record is from RefSeq and is a predicted model, not a curated record. Gene Ontology annotation, cellular component: nucleus.